Molecule: messenger RNA, 1269 nt
Organism: Meloidogyne enterolobii
Lineage: Eukaryota; Metazoa; Nematoda; Chromadorea; Rhabditida; Meloidogynidae
Source: the annotation of a GenBank genome assembly
CGCAUUCCACAAUCAUUUUCUUCCAAAAUCAACAUGCCUAAUCGCUCAGCAUGCGAUAUUGAAGUUCCGGAUGUACCACUAGCACAAUUUGACGAUCUUGAAAUAUUGGAUGAUUCGAAUCUAGAAAGAUGUGUUCUACCAAAAUCAACUCUUGGAAAUAGGCCACGCAAUCAACAAACCCCACAGAAAAUAGCUGCUGAAAUGGACAAAUCUGGCUCUUCUACUUCCAACUCUAUGAUCUCUACUUCUCUUCAAGACUUGGUUGAAUCCUUUGACAAAAACGUUUCAGGCGUUCUGAAGGAUAUGAACAAGUGUACUGAACAAAUUGCGCCAGUCAAAAUUCGUUCCCAAGAGGAGAUUAUGAAUGAGAGCCAGUUCUGGUGGACACUCACAGGCAAUUACGGCAGUCUUCCCCCUAUUGAUUUUCACCAAUCAGUCAUUCGUCGUAAUCAAAUGGCAGCGCUAGAUUUGAAAGUUCCAAAGCGCAACCACGAGGGAACUACUCCAACUGGUCCAGACAGUUUUUCCGAUACGGACAGCGGGGAGGAUGACGAUAGUGAUGGUAAAAAUGACACUCAACGUUUGGACUUUCAUGCAGCUGCAGCGUCAAUUGGUACUGAUGCUUUGCCUCCUGUUAAUGCUGAUAGAGUUAUUGAAGAGAUUGAUGAUAUUAUUCAGGCCGGUGAUUUGAUGACUCGUUCCUUAAUCAACACUCCACGUACAUUAGAAUCCUUCGACUCAAUGUACUCUUCGAUGCGUUCUCCAAACAAUUGUAUAGAUGCCGAGCAGCUAUUUAGUGUUAAACAACAACCUAAAAACAGCGAAUUGGCUCCUAUUGACGCUGAAGAAAUGACACGUUAUAGUCAAAGUAAAUUGAUCACAAUAGUCUCAGAAAUUGAGCAAAUAAUCCAAUUAUACAAUGAGGAAUUGGUCAAUGAACUUGCUAGACGUGAUGAAUUAGACUAUGCCAAAGAAGUUAGAAAUCAAUUUAUUACGUUAUUAAUCGAUGUGCAAGAAAAGCGGCGAAAGGCUGGAAGUGUAAAAAAGCAAAAACAAAAGGAAACUAAAUUUGCUGCUACGAAAAAUAAUUUGUGUUCUGUCAAAAUUCCAUAUGAUAAUUCUCAGAAAGUUCCAGAUGUUCGUGUUUUGGAAUCUUUAAACAAAAUUUUGCAAGCAAUGAGCGAUGAUAGUGAUCAAUUACCGUCUUUACUUACUGACUAUAUUUUGAAUGUGAUUUGUCCUACAAAAAAUACAAAUGUGGAAGGUUAA